AUGGACGACUCUGACGAUCGGUUGAUCGCUCGCCCGGAUCCGGUGGAAAUUCCAAGCUCCUCGCCACCAGCUGCGAUCCCUUUGCGUUCUUCGUCGUCGUUCCCGAGUGGUCUCGUGAACGUCCUUCCUGCGAUCGAUCGGCACACUUUACAAUCGUAUAUCAACGAUCUGUACGACUGCGCUGAGGCUGGUCAAGACCAGCUAGCCAGCUAUUGUGCAAUACACGAUCAGUUGAGAGCUCAGGAAAUUCGCGGCGCUCGCUUGGAACGCCAACUGCACGACGUUCAAGAAUUAGCAAGACCGAUCCGGCAAUAUGUGAACGAGCGGUACAACGCGUUGCGUAACUCGUUGGCCGAUGCCGAGAAGAAGAACGAUGACUUCCAAGAGGAAUUGGCUGUUCAAGCGGAACGUCUACAGGAAAUUCCGAUCCUGAAGUCUUCCAUCUUGUAG
Messenger RNA from Peronospora matthiolae, 450 nucleotides. The record is from the annotation of a GenBank genome assembly. NCBI's taxonomy places the organism in Eukaryota, Oomycota, Peronosporomycetes, Peronosporales, Peronosporaceae.